Molecule: messenger RNA, 261 nt
Organism: Eremothecium cymbalariae DBVPG#7215
Lineage: Eukaryota; Fungi; Ascomycota; Saccharomycetes; Saccharomycetales; Saccharomycetaceae
Gene: MRX7
Product: Mrx7p
Exons: 1
Coding region: 1-261 (86 amino acids)
Source: RefSeq, a predicted model, not a curated record
AUGAGGCAUAUACCAAGUGGUUUAGAGCAGUGGUUAUAUAUUAAACUACUAAGAAGUGCUAAAUUCCAUUCCUUCGUGAGAUCGAUAUACUGUAAAGUGAAUCGGAUACAGGUGAAUAACCCAAAUGCGGUCUCACAAUCUAAUUUUAUAUUCCAACCUACGGCUACACACAAAUUUAAUGCAUUCUGUCUUUUAUUUUGGGAUGAACUCAAAAAUAGCAUUGGGCUGAAGCGUACAUUUAAUGACCAUUUCAGGCAUUAA